Lachancea lanzarotensis is the source of this 396-nucleotide messenger RNA. RefSeq names its product LALA0S03e01420g1_1 (gene EXP1). The transcript has a single exon. The record is from RefSeq and is a predicted model, not a curated record. Bases 1 to 396 code for a protein of 131 amino acids. Lineage: Eukaryota; Fungi; Ascomycota; Saccharomycetes; Saccharomycetales; Saccharomycetaceae.
AUGGAUCUCUACGCAUACUUGGUGGUGCUGUUUGUAGUCCUGGGCUUCAUCCUGGUGCUUCCAUUGGUAUCCGGCACUUUCUCCUACAAGCUGGCCACGCCGGGUGGGAAAAAGGGCUUUGGCAAAGAAUCGUCGUCUUCAAAGUCCUCUAGAUCGAAAAACGGUGCUCGUUUCAAGAUCGAACUGAAUCAUACUGGCCCCAACACAGCCUCUGGCUCUCGCACAAGCACGCUCCGGAAACGCCAGGGCUUCACAAUCGAUAACGAUCCCAACACGUUCGACUACGAUCUUACAGAAUUGAUAGAAGAGGACCAACGCGAAGAACAGCGUGAACAGGAACUACGGUACCAGAGACUUGCCGGUCGUGAACAAGAAAACAAUGAGUUGUUAGUCUAA